Nymphaea colorata (pocket water lily) is the source of this 529-nucleotide messenger RNA. RefSeq lists its product as uncharacterized. Bases 81 to 356 code for a protein of 91 amino acids. The record is from RefSeq and is a predicted model, not a curated record. Lineage: Eukaryota; Viridiplantae; Streptophyta; Magnoliopsida; Nymphaeales; Nymphaeaceae. Gene Ontology annotation, cellular component: mitochondrion. The transcript is spliced from 3 exons.
AUUUUCUGUCACUGGGAAACCCCUAAGUCUCACUCAACUCGACUCUCUCUCUCCCGUCUUGUUCCCUUUCUCCGGCAGCCAUGGCGACCACCAUGCUCUUCAGGAGAGCAGCCGCUAGAUUGAGCUCUUCCGGGCUCGUCCUCUUCUCAAAGACAGCAAAACCCGUUUCCCCAGCUCGAACCUCUAUGUGCCGAUCCCACUUCUCCUGCAUUUCGAGAUUACCGGUGGAGUUGAGCUGCUCGGGCUCGAUGAUGCCUCUGCAUAAUGCAAUCGCGUCUGCGCUGUUGAGAUCGAGACUGGCUUCGGAGUCGCAGAGUUGGGGAUUGGUCCCACAAGGUCUUUCAUUGCCUUUAUGACCAUCAACGAGCAGAAUAACAACCUUAUUUGAAUGGCAAACGAAAUUUUGAUUAGCCUUCGAUUACUGUUCCUUAAGCCUUAAAUGUAAACUUCUGGGGCGUUGUCUCUGUUCCUUUUCCAGCGUUUCUGUUCUUGUAUCGACAAAAGAUCAAUUCAAUUCUCUCUCUCUCUC